This is a messenger RNA of Orycteropus afer afer, 532 nucleotides long. It is a transcript of the gene CDKN2D, whose product is annotated as cyclin dependent kinase inhibitor 2D. NCBI's taxonomy places the organism in Eukaryota, Metazoa, Chordata, Mammalia, Tubulidentata, Orycteropodidae. Gene Ontology annotation, cellular component: nucleus. The record is from RefSeq and is a predicted model, not a curated record. Gene Ontology annotation, biological process: regulation of cyclin-dependent protein serine/threonine kinase activity; negative regulation of cell population proliferation. Gene Ontology annotation, molecular function: cyclin-dependent protein serine/threonine kinase inhibitor activity; protein kinase binding.
GCUGGGGUCUUCGCAGGCAGCCAGUGUCGACAUGCUGCUGGAGGAGGUCCGUGCCGGCGACCGGCUGAGUGGGGCCGCGGCCCGAGGCGACGUGCAGGAGGUGCGCCGCCUUCUGCACCGCGAGUUGAUGCACCCUGACGCCCUGAACCGCUUCGGCAAGACGGCGCUGCAGGUCAUGAUGUUUGGUAGCCCCACCAUUGCCUUGGAGCUGCUGAAGCAAGGUGCCAGCCCCAACGUCCAGGACAACUCCGGCACCACUCCGGCCCACGACGCAGCUCGCACUGGAUUCCUGGACACCCUGAAGAUCCUGGUGGAGCAUGGCGCCGAUGUCAACGCACCUGAUGGUACCGGUGCACUCCCCAUCCAUCUAGCCGUGCGGGAGGGCCACACUGCGGUGGUCAGCUUCCUGGCUGCUGAGUCUGAUCUCCAUCACCGGGAUGCCAGGGGGCUCACACCUUUGGAGCUGGCGCAGCAGAGAGGGGCCCGAGACCUCAUGGACAUCCUGCAGGGCCACAUGGUGGCCCCACUGUGA